GGCUCCAGUCCCCGAGCUCCCGAGCAAUCCCGCACCGGCCCCGCCCGCCUCUCCUCCGCCACUCCGCCGCCCCACGCGAAUUCCCAAAUCCCCAGGGGCUCCCUCGCUCGCGCGCGCACGCUCUCCUCGCUCGCUCGCCUCCACCACCUCCCUCCCCCGCUCCUCGUGAUCCCAUCUCCUUGUCCCCGCGUGGCCGGCGGCGGGCGGCCGGCAGACCUAGGGUUUUGCGCGAUGGAGGCCGCCGGCGAGCGGUGAAGUCUCCCCACCCCAGUCCAGUGUGCUGCUGCUAGCAUCUUCCUUCCGUCCGUCAGCGCGUGGAGGCGGGGGUAGUUAGUUCUCGAGCUUCGGCGAAAACCCUAGGUCUUUGCGGACAGCCAUGGACGUGGACGCGCGGAUGGCGACGGAAUCGGACUCCGACUCGGACGCCGCCGCCGCCGCGGCGCAGUCUGGAGGAGGGUCCGGGAGCGAGACCCCCUCGGUCUCGCCGCCGCCCGAGGCGGCCGUGUCCGCGGCUCCGGCGGUGGCGGCGGGGCCGAGGCCUGCCCCGGGGUACACGGUGGUGGACGCCGCCAUGGACAAGAAGGAGGACGGGCCUGGGUGCCGCUGCGGGCACACGCUGACCGCCGUGCCGGCCGUCGGGGAGGAAGGCUCGCCAGGGUACAUAGGCCAGCGCCUGAUCCUCUUCGGUGGCGCUACUGCUCUCGAGGGCAACUCCGCCACGCCGCCCUCCUCGGCUGGCAGCGCCGGGAUCCGUCUUGCUGGUGCCACCGCGGAUGUUCACUGUUACGAUGUGUUAUCGAAUAAGUGGAGCAGGCUUACUCCACUUGGUGAACCUCCUUCACCGAGAGCUGCCCAUGUGGCAACUGCUGUUGGUACUAUGGUGGUCAUUCAGGGUGGUAUAGGCCCAGCUGGUUUAUCUGCGGAGGACCUUCAUGUUCUGGAUCUUACACAACAACGACCGCGAUGGCACAGGUGUUUUUCGCUCUACUAUGAUUCGAUAUUCUGUAUUCAGGAUUUACUUUUGUUACUAUCCAUGCUGAGGGUUCUACAUGUUCUAUGUAGAGUGGUGGUUCAAGGGCCUGGUCCUGGUCCACGAUACGGCCAUGUGAUGGCCUUGGUUGGGCAGCGGUUCUUGUUGACAAUUGGUGGAAAUGAUGGAAAGCGUCCUCUGGCAGAUGUUUGGGCCCUUGACACCGCAGCAAAGCCAUAUGAAUGGAGGAAACUUGAACCAGAAGGUGAAGGACCACCGCCAUGCAUGUAUGCAACUGCAAGUGCUCGUUCUGAUGGCCUUCUUUUGCUUUGUGGUGGGAGGGAUACUAAUAGUGUGCCCCUGUCAAGUGCGUACGGUCUUGCAAAGCAUAGGGAUGGGCGCUGGGAGUGGGCAAUUGCCCCUGGUGUUUCACCAUCACCCAGAUAUCAACAUGCAGCUGUUUUUGUCAAUGCACGACUUCAUGUCUCUGGAGGCGCUCUUGGAGGUGGUCGCAUGGUAGAAGACUCCUCAAGUGUCGCAGUAUUGGACACUGCUGCUGGAGUUUGGUGUGACACAAAAUCAGUAGUUACAACUCCAAGGACAGGAAGAUAUAGUGCGGAUGCAGCUGGUGGUGAAGCGUCUGGAGAGCUUACACGAAGGUGCAGGCAUGCAGCUGCUGCAGUUGGUGACUUGAUAUUUAUUUAUGGAGGCUUACGGGGAGGUGUGCUGCUGGAUGAUCUCCUUGUUGCUGAAGAUCUUGCUGCUGCUGAAACAACAAGUGCAGCUAACCAUGCAGCAGCUGCAGCCGCUAACAUGCAAGCUGGAGGAACACCUGGCAGAUUUGCUUACAACAAUGAACAGACAGGGCAAACGGCAGCCGGAACAACUCCUGAUGGAGCUGUGGUUCUUGGAACCCCAGUUGCUCCUCCUGUUAAUGGGGACGUGUAUACUGAUAUCAGCCCUGAGAAUGCUGUGAUCCAGGGACAGAGGAGAUCGAACAAAGGCGUUGAUUAUCUGGUUGAAGCAUCUGCUGCUGAGGCUGAGGCAAUCAGUGCUACUUUAGCCGCUCUAAAGGCUAGGCAAGUUAAUGGAGAAAUGGAACAUUCACCUGACAGAGAGCAGUCUCCAGGUGCCAUGCCAAGUGGGAAGCAAAAUUUAAGCCUCAUCAAACCAGAUGCUGCUCUUUUGAACAAUUCAACACCACCUCCUGGCGUUCGGUUACACCAUAGAGCAGUUGUGGUAGCAGCAGAAACAGGAGGUGCCUUAGGUGGCAUGGUUAGGCAGCUCUCAAUUGAUCAGUUUGAAAAUGAAGGAAGAAGGGUCAUCUAUGGCACUCCUGAUAAUGCAAAUGCGGCUAGAAAAUUACUGGAUAGGCAGAUGUCUAUUAAUAGUGUGCCCAAAAAGGUGAUUGCAUCUCUGCUGAAACCUCGUGGUUGGAAGCCUCCUGUGCGAAGACAAUUCUUCUUGGACUGUAAUGAGAUUGCAGAUCUAUGUGAUAGUGCUGAAAGAAUAUUUUCAAGUGAACCAAGUGUCAUACGGCUUAAAGCUCCCAUCAAGAUAUUUGGUGAUUUGCAUGGCCAGUUUGGUGACUUAAUGCGAUUAUUCGAUGAGUAUGGCGCUCCAUCAACAGCAGGAGAUAUUGCUUACAUUGAUUAUCUUUUCCUGGGAGAUUACGUGGAUCGUGGUCAACAUAGCUUGGAAACUAUCACUCUUCUCCUUGCACUGAAGGUUGAGUAUCCUAAUAACGUACAUUUGAUUCGAGGCAAUCAUGAGGCGGCAGAUAUCAAUGCUCUGUUUGGUUUCCGAAUAGAGUGCAUAGAGCGAAUGGGUGAGCGAGAUGGAAUCUGGACCUGGCACCGCGUGAAUAGGUUAUUUAACUGGCUUCCUUUGGCUGCCCUAAUAGAGAAAAAAAUAAUCUGCAUGCAUGGUGGUAUUGGUCGGUCCAUUAACCACAUUGAACAAAUCGAAAAUCUUCAAAGACCAAUUACCAUGGAAGCAGGCUCAGUUGUUCUAAUGGAUCUUCUCUGGUCAGAUCCAACUGAGAAUGACAGUGUUGAAGGGCUCAGACCAAAUGCUCGGGGCCCAGGUCUUGUGACCUACGGGCCUGACCGUGUUAUGGAGUUCUGCAACAACAAUGACCUGCAGCUGAUUGUGCGAGCACAUGAGUGUGUGAUGGAUGGCUUUGAGCGUUUCGCUCAGGGCCACUUGAUCACUCUGUUCUCGGCAACAAACUACUGCGGUACCGCAAACAACGCAGGUGCAAUCUUAGUUCUGGGAAGGGAUCUUGUGGUUGUCCCAAAACUCAUUCAUCCCUUGCCACCUGCCAUUACAUCACCUGAGACCUCUCCAGACCAUACCGAGGACACAUGGAUGCAGGAACUGAACGCCAACAGGCCACCAACUCCGACCAGGGGCCGCCCUCAAGCAGCCAACAAUGACCGAGGCGCUCUCGCGUGGAUAUAGCAGCUUCGCCGUAUGCCGAAGCAAUCUGUUCUAAGUCUCCGUCAGCGGGUCCUGGCUUAUAUUUAUCCAUUCUGCGGACAUGCAGAUAUCUUUGCCCAAGUGACAUGCUAUCCCGCAACAAUGGCAACAGGGAAUUGUUUGCAGAGCGCAAAGUUAGCGGUCUAAAGACAAAGACAGAAGUUUUGCCGGUCACCAUGGACAGCGCUCUCCAAAUUCUUUUCCCUAAACAUGAGAAGUAGAGGAGCCGAUCAUUGGCUCAUAGAUAGGUCCUGCCUGCUAGUCUUCACCUGUAUAUAAACUCAGAUGGCUGCAGAUAGGCGGAGUGGGUGUAUGUGUUUUGUCAGCAGAUUGGUUGGGCAGAAGGGGAUAGUGUAUUGUCCUAGGUAUUCUUUCCCUGUGUCUAGAUUUUUUUUCUUGUUCUCAAAUUGCAAAGUAUGGAGUGGCCAAAGGCGUAGUAAACUUUUUUAAUGCGGGGCCUGUCUCUCAGUGUCUCUCAGCUCUUGUAUAAUAGCGCCGUCUUAUCACACCUCCCUCCCGCUGUAAUUUCCGUCUCCGGUGCUUGUGUACAAUGCCAUUUUUUUUUCUGUGUUUAAAGUUUUUGGUGGUGAACAUAAUUGGGGAUCUAUUUUACUUCUGUGCAAUUCCAUAUAUCAUGCCGUGCCA
Molecule: messenger RNA, 4096 nt
Organism: Brachypodium distachyon (stiff brome)
Lineage: Eukaryota; Viridiplantae; Streptophyta; Magnoliopsida; Poales; Poaceae
Product: serine/threonine-protein phosphatase BSL2 homolog
Exons: 20
Coding region: 377-3433 (1018 amino acids)
Biological process (GO): brassinosteroid mediated signaling pathway
Molecular function (GO): protein binding; phosphoprotein phosphatase activity
Source: RefSeq, a predicted model, not a curated record